This is a messenger RNA of Impatiens glandulifera, 1050 nucleotides long. RefSeq names its product protein RICE SALT SENSITIVE 3-like. The transcript is spliced from 7 exons. The record is from RefSeq and is a predicted model, not a curated record. Bases 72 to 971 code for a protein of 299 amino acids. Lineage: Eukaryota; Viridiplantae; Streptophyta; Magnoliopsida; Ericales; Balsaminaceae.
UGCAAAAGCAAACAGACUGUCAUUGUUUAGUGCACCUCUUUCUCUCUUCUCUCUCUAGGCGCAGGGAGGCAAUGGAAGGCGGCGGCGAUGGCGGCGCCGGCGCCGUCUCCGGCGGUGGACUCCCUCUUCUAAACUGUAUUGUACAAGAAAUGCUGAGAAGCCUAUGCUCUUCUUCCAACUGGGUAUAUGCAGUCUUCUGGAAAGUUCUCCCCAGAAACUAUCCGCCGCCAAAAUGGGACUAUGGAGGAGGAGGAGUGCUUGAUCGAUCUAAAGGCAACAGAAGGAAUUGGAUCUUAGUUUGGGAAGAUGGAUAUUGUGAUCUUUAUGAAUGCCAUCAAAGAUCUGUAAAUGGGUAUUUGAAUGAAGAAGGAACAAGAAGAAGAUCAUUUGGAGCAGAUGUCUUUUUCAAAUUAUCCCAUGAAGUUUAUAGCUAUGGUGAAGGAUUGGUGGGGAAAGUGGCAGCAGACAAUUCUCACAAAUGGGUAUUCAGAGAUACUCCUAAAGACAAUAAUACCCUCAUGACUUCUUGGAAUGUCUCAAUUGACCCUCAACCAAGAGCAUGGGAUUCUCAAUUCAAUUCUGGGAUUCAGACAAUAGCUGUGAUUUCAGUGAAAGAAGGCAUAGUUCAGUUGGGCUCCUUCCAUAAGAUAGAUGAAGAUUUGAAUAUGGUAAUAAGUAUACAAAGGAAGUUUAGCUAUCUGCAAAGCAUACCUGGUGGCAUAUUUGCAAUUCAAAGACCAUAUGAUCUUCCUAUUUAUAAAGCAACAAGUAAUUAUAAUCUGCAAAAUUCACUCAGUCAGAUCUUGUCGGUGGCUUCAUCUUCCCACGGCGGCGGCGCGUGCUUUACCGACAACCGGAAAAGGAGGAGACGGGGUUUGGGGGAUGAGAUUCAAAUGGGUAAUCAUGUCAAGAUUGAAUCUAAUUGUGUCUUGUUGGAGACAGUUGAGGACAAACAUAAUUAUAAUAAUUAAUUCAACUGUCACUUAUUAUUAUAUUUCUGUACCUCAAUUAAUUUAAUUAGUACAAAAUAAAGUAGUUUUAUUAUUAUUA